UCCGGAGCCGGCGCGCCGCGCCUGAGCUGAACUUGACCCGGGAGUGAAGGGGGCCCCAUCGGGCGAGCGAACCGCUCCCGCCCGGCGCUCCCCGAGGGCGUCCGUCGACGCGGGGGGAGAGCGAGCUCCAGACCGACGCCCCCCGCCGCGAGCCCCGCGCUUCCCCUCCGUCCGUCCACGCGCACGCAGCCGGGGUGGACCGAGGCGGCCAGCGGACUCCGGGGGACCCGGGACGGCGCCCGCGGCCGCACCUCCGGAGCCACGACAACAGGUCGUCUCUCGGAGACGCCUUUGGCGGGAAGGACUACUCGGGCGGCAAGAAAGGAAAGGUGGGAAGGUCCCUUCUCUUAAGAGGCCGCCGCUGGGCGACUUUCCCCGCGCCUGCCCGGCUGCCCCGCAUCCCGACCCCCCAGCCAGCGGACUGCGGGGGGAGAAGCGAGCGCAGACACCUGUUUGCGCAGACGGCUGUUCCUUAAGUCACCUGCGCGCCGACGUGCCCAGCUGCUGGCAGAGAUUUGUUUGAAAUCUCCACGGAGAGAGAGAGAGAGACUUUUGGGGUCACCGUGUGUUUUCAGUAGCAUCCCAAACUCUGGUCUGUGAGGGAGGCCUGAGGACCGUGACUUACGCGCGCCACCCCGGGAGAGCCUCGAGCCCGUGAACGGGGGUGUCGUUCGGCGUGAAGGAGCGUGGCGUUGGGUUGCUUCCCUUGUGGCCCUCGGGGGGACCCGGGUCGUCCUCGUGACCUGCGCUCCCGGACAGCAUGGCGGCCGGAGUGGCGGCAUGGCUGCCCUUCGCCAGGGCGGCCGCCAUUGGGUGGAUGCCUGUCGCCUCGGGGCCUAUGCCAGCUCCGCCGAGGCAGGAGCGGAAACGGAGUCAGGAUGCCCUGAUCGUGCUGAACGUGAGCGGCACCCGCUUCCAGACCUGGCAGGACACGCUGGAACGCUACCCGGACACUCUGCUGGGCAGUUCCGAGAGAGACUUCUUCUACCACCCGGAGACCCAACAGUACUUCUUUGACCGUGACCCUGACAUCUUCCGCCACAUCCUCAAUUUCUACCGCACGGGGAAGCUUCACUAUCCCCGCCAUGAGUGCAUCUCGGCCUACGACGAAGAGCUGGCCUUCUUCGGCCUCAUCCCAGAGAUCAUCGGCGACUGCUGUUACGAGGAGUACAAGGACCGCAGGCGCGAGAACGCAGAGCGCCUGCAGGAUGACGCCGACACCGACAACACCGGGGAGAGCGCGCUGCCCACCAUGACCGCCAGGCAGAGGGUCUGGCGGGCCUUCGAGAACCCCCACACCAGCACCAUGGCCCUGGUGUUCUACUACGUGACCGGCUUCUUCAUUGCCGUCUCAGUCAUAGCCAACGUGGUGGAAACGGUGCCCUGUGGGUCCAGCCCAGGGCACAUAAAAGAACUGCCUUGCGGGGAAAGGUACGCGGUGGCCUUCUUCUGCUUGGACACCGCCUGCGUCAUGAUCUUUACUGUGGAGUACUUGCUUCGCCUGGCCGCAGCGCCUAGUCGCUACCGUUUUGUGCGAAGCGUCAUGAGCAUCAUUGACGUGGUGGCCAUCCUGCCCUAUUACAUUGGGCUGGUGAUGACAGACAAUGAGGAUGUCAGUGGAGCAUUCGUCACACUCCGAGUCUUUCGCGUCUUCAGGAUCUUUAAGUUUUCCCGCCACUCUCAAGGCCUGCGUAUACUGGGGUACACGCUCAAGAGCUGUGCCUCAGAGUUGGGCUUCUUGCUCUUUUCUCUUACAAUGGCCAUCAUCAUCUUCGCCACGGUAAUGUUCUACGCGGAGAAGGGCUCCUCAGCAAGCAAGUUCACCAGCAUCCCUGCUGCCUUCUGGUACACCAUCGUCACCAUGACAACGCUGGGGUAUGGCGACAUGGUACCAAAAACCAUAGCAGGGAAGAUUUUUGGGUCCAUCUGCUCACUGAGCGGCGUCUUGGUGAUUGCUCUGCCUGUGCCUGUGAUAGUGUCUAACUUCAGUCGGAUCUACCACCAAAACCAACGCGCAGACAAACGAAGGGCACAGAAGAAAGCAAGGCUGGCCAGAAUCCGGGCAGCCAAAAGUGGAAGUGCAAAUGCCUACAUGCAGAGCAAGCGGAACGGGCUGCUCAGCAACCAGCUGCAGUCCUCAGAGGAUGAGCCAGCCUUCGUUAGCAAAUCCGGAUCCAGCUUCGAGACGCAGCAUCAUCACCUGCUCCACUGCCUGGAGAAAACCACGAACCAUGAGUUUGUGGAUGAACAAGUCUUUGAAGAAAGCUGCAUGGAAGUCGCCACGGUUAAUCGCCCUUCAAGUCACAGUCCCUCUAUCUCUUCACAACAAGGAGUCACCAGCACAUGCUGCUCACGAAGACACAAAAAAACUUUCCGCAUUCCGAACGCCAAUGUGUCGGGAAGUCAUAGAGGCAGUGUGCAAGAACUCAGUACAAUUCAGAUCCGAUGCGUGGAGAGAACCCCACUAUCCAACAGCCGAUCCAGCUUAAAUGCCAAAAUGGAAGAGUGUGUUAAAUUAAACUGUGAACAACCUUCCGUGACCACAGCAAUAAUAAGCAUCCCAACACCUCCAGUAACCACACCAGAAGGCGAUGACAGGCCUGAGUCUCCCGAGUAUUCCGGGGGAAAUAUCGUUAGGGUGUCUGCUUUGUAAAACAAUUGGCACGAAAGUCUAAGAGAAUUUGAGUCCUGACCAUGGAAAAAAAAAAAAUCUGAAGUAGAAGAAAGAAGAAACAAUAACUUUUUUUGCA
This is a messenger RNA of Psammomys obesus (fat sand rat), 2750 nucleotides long. It is a transcript of the gene Kcnd2, whose product is annotated as potassium voltage-gated channel subfamily D member 2. Gene Ontology annotation, cellular component: membrane; voltage-gated potassium channel complex. Gene Ontology annotation, molecular function: protein binding; voltage-gated monoatomic ion channel activity involved in regulation of postsynaptic membrane potential; A-type (transient outward) potassium channel activity. The record is from RefSeq and is a predicted model, not a curated record. Lineage: Eukaryota; Metazoa; Chordata; Mammalia; Rodentia; Muridae. The transcript has 6 exons. Gene Ontology annotation, biological process: potassium ion transmembrane transport; protein homooligomerization. Bases 761 to 2653 code for a protein of 630 amino acids.